AUGGCCGUCACCAGUCGGCUCGAGUCACUUCCGCCGGAGCUUGUCACUAUUGUCCUGGACUACAUUCCACGGCCGACAGAUCUCAAGAGCCUCUGCCUCACGAGCAAAGUACUUCGCAACGUCGCGACGCCGCCACUUUACAAGACCGCUGUCUUCGAUGACAAGGUCCCCGACUGGCCGAAGAGCAGCUUCGGCCGCGGCUUCCUUUCACUCGACAAUCCCGGAAUCGCACAUGUUCGGGCCCUCGAAUUCGCCCCAUGCGUCACAAUGAGGAACCAUGAGCAGGAACAGCAAUUCCUAAAGAGAGCUCUGCAAGUCUUACCGCGAAAUGCGCUUACUGCUAUUGUCAUACCAAAUAUUAGAUGCACUGAAGACAUGCUCUCGCUGCUUUGCACGCAGCAGAACAAGCUUACCAAGAUCAGCCUUGGUCCUAUCAUGUUCGAUUUCGCGACCACCCUCAGCUCGAAAGCGUUUGGCCACCAGCUCUGGACCAACCUCCAGGAGCUCAGUAUCCCGGUCAGGGUAGGAAGUCUCCAAGACAUUCGCGCUUAUCACCACUUGGUCCAGGGCACAGCCACACUAUCGACAUUGAAUAUCAAUGUUAUCACGUGCGUAUCUAGAGAGGUGCUCCAGCCGCCAAACUCUCAAGCCAGAGACAAGAUCAAUGAGCUCUUGUUCAGUCGCUCGGAGAAUGGAGCUGGGUCGCCGAGACUGAAGCUGAAGACAUUGACCCUGGCAGCCAUGGGGACAUGCUACAUCCACGUCAUGACCCAUGUUGACCUCAGCAUUUUGACCUCGUUGUCGAUCGACCUUCGUGAAUCAGGAAGCAGCGAGUCGCUGGGCUAUCUCACGUCGCAAUUCACGAAACACGGCGCAUCGCUUCGCAUUUUCUCGUACCAGAGCUUCGCACACCUAGAGCAACGAGCGGUUCUCGAACAGUUCCUAAGCACAUUCGAAGGGCUCAAGAAAUGCACACUGAUCGGAGACUCCCCCGAUCUACAAUCGCUGGCCAGGCACAGGGCUAGUCUGAAUGUCUUGGCCCUGGACCUCGCUGGUUACGGUGAGCGCGUUGACGACGGCAGCAUACACAAGCACAUAGCGGAGCACUUCCCUUCGCUGAGGGUAUUGGCGAUCAACAUGCCUGUGAUGGAACUCCGUGCAAAUGGGAAGACAAAGUCGACGAUCUGGCAGAAUAGUCUGCUGGCGCUCAUCACUAUGCCGCACAUACAGGCUGUGCAGAUCCGGCAGAUGCCGGAUGCGCCGGACGGAUCCUUCUUGAAGGACCGCAACGCUCGCGAGCACAAUAUUGCUGCGUACAUGGAGAUGUUCUCUGCUUGGUCUGACAAGUGCUUGGGUGAGAUCUAUACGCGCGCAGCUCACUUCAGAGACCACUUGCCUGUCCUACUCUUCCGAGCUCAUGAUGACUGUAUCACGGACGACGAUGGAAGCGUCUGGCUCGACUUAGAGCCGUUCUCGCUGUUGCCAGCUAAGCGUAUCGAUGCUUUUGGUAAGAUCAGUCGAGUACUGAUCAAAGGCACUGUCUCAGAGGCGUGCUACAUGGAACCUGAACUAAGAGAAGUCUCAGAGACGUACAGGGACUGA
This is a messenger RNA of Fulvia fulva, 1602 nucleotides long. RefSeq lists its product as uncharacterized. Bases 1 to 1602 code for a protein of 533 amino acids. The record is from RefSeq and is a predicted model, not a curated record. The transcript has 2 exons. NCBI's taxonomy places the organism in Eukaryota, Fungi, Ascomycota, Dothideomycetes, Mycosphaerellales, Mycosphaerellaceae.